Molecule: messenger RNA, 2391 nt
Organism: Closterium sp. Yama58-4
Lineage: Eukaryota; Viridiplantae; Streptophyta; Zygnematophyceae; Desmidiales; Closteriaceae
Source: the annotation of a GenBank genome assembly
AUGUCAGCAUCUCCUUCGCUUCUACUCCCCAGGACCCCUGUAGCUUCCAAACCCGUUACUGUCCUUUCCCCUUCUCCCUGCCAACACCCUUCUCCCGCCUCUCCCCGGCUCUUUGCCUCUUCCCCUCCUGUCUCCAUGCCCGCUCUUAGGCAACCGUUUUUCUUCCUUUCCAUCCUCUUCCCCCGUUCCUCCCGCUUCCUUUCUAGUGUUACCCUUUUUCUCCUGGUUACCAUUUUUUCGCGAUUUUCGCGGAUACCCUCUUUCUCCUCCCAUUCCUGGCUCCCUUCCCUCUCCUCUGCGUCGUCACAGGCCAAGUCGAUGACCGUUCGUGCUGUCCGACGCGUCGACACGCGAGUAAGGGACGCCAGCGCGUUAAUGCUCUUUCGGCGAUGGCUGGAUGGUGACAUUGUCAAACUUAUACACUAUAUGACCCGCCCCUGCAGCAGCCGCCCCUGGAGCAGCCCGCGUCGCCGCCCCUGCAGCAGUGCGCCAGCCGCCCCUGCAGCAGCGCGUGUGCCGCCCCUGCGCCAGCGACCCGCCCCUGGAGCAGCCGCCCCUGGUGCAGCCGCCCCUGGCCCCUGCGACGCCGCCCCUGCAGCAGCCGCCCCUGGAGCCGCCCACCGCUGCAGCAGCCUCCCCUGGAGUCGCCCGCCUCUGCAGCAGCCGCCUCUGGAGCAGCCGCCACUGGAGCCGCCGCCCCUGGUGCAGCCGCCCCUGGCCCCUGGAGCAGCCGCCACUGCUGCAGCUGCCCCUGGACCUGCGCCGCCGCCCCUGGAGCAGCCGCCCCUGGUGCAGCCGCCCCUGUACCCGCGACGCCGCCCGUGGAGCAGCCGCCCCUGGUGCAGCCGCCCCUGGACCUGCGCCGCCGCCCCUGGAGCAACCGCACCAGCAGCAGCCGACCAUGCAGCUGCCCGCGACGCCGCUCCUGGACCCUGUGCAGUCGCGCUCAGUCUCACUCGUGCGCCCUACCCUACCUGCUCCGCGCUGUUGCUCUGCACGCGCGGUUGCCCGCGCCCUCGUGCGCUCUACCCUACCUGCUCCGCGCUGUUGCUCUGCACGCGCGGUUGCCCGCGCCCUCGUGCGCUCUACCCUACCUGCUCCGCGCUGUUGCUCUGCACGCGCGGUUGCCCGCGCCCUCGUGCGCUCUACCCUACCUGCUCCGCGCUGUUGCUCUGCACGCGCGGUUGCCCGCGCCCUCGUGCGCUCUACCCUACCUGCUCCGCGCUGUUGCUCUGCACGCGCGGUUGCCCGCGCCCUCGUGCGCCCUACCCUACCUGCUCCGCGCUGUUGCUCUGCACGCGCGGCUGCCCGCGCCCUCGUGCGCUCUACCCUACCUGCUCCGCGCUGUUGCUCUGCACGCGCGGUUGCCCGCGCCCUCGUGCGCCCUACCCUACCUGCUCCGCGCUGUUGCUCUGCACGCGCGGCUGCCCGCGCCCUCCCGCCCCUGCAGCAGCGCGUGUGCCGCCCCUGCGCCAGCGACCCGCCCCUGGAGCAGCCGCCCCUGGUGCAGCCGCCCCUGGCCCCUGCGACGCCGCCCCUGCAGCAGCCGCCCCUGGAGCCGCCCACCGCUGCAGCAGCCUCCCCUGGAGUCGCCCGCCUCUGCAGCAGCCGCCUCUGGAGCAGCCGCCACUGGAGCCGCCGCCCCUGGUGCAGCCGCCCCUGGCCCCUGGAGCAGCCGCCACUGCUGCAGCUGCCCCUGGACCUGCGCCGCCGCCCCUGGAGCAGCCGCCCCUGGUGCAGCCGCCCCUGUACCCGCGACGCCGCCCGUGGAGCAGCCGCCCCUGGUGCAGCCGCCCCUGGACCUGCGCCGCCGCCCCUGGAGCAACCGCACCAGCAGCAGCCGACCAUGCAGCUGCCCGCGACGCCGCUCCUGGACCCUGUGCAGUCGCGCUCAGUCUCACUCGUGCGCCCUACCCUACCUGCUCCGCGCUGUUGCUCUGCACGCGCGGUUGCCCGCGCCCUCGUGCGCUCUACCCUACCUGCUCCGCGCUGUUGCUCUGCACGCGCGGUUGCCCGCGCCCUCGUGCGCUCUACCCUACCUGCUCCGCGCUGUUGCUCUGCACGCGCGGUUGCCCGCGCCCUCGUGCGCUCUACCCUACCUGCUCCGCGCUGUUGCUCUGCACGCGCGGUUGCCCGCGCCCUCGUGCGCUCUACCCUACCUGCUCCGCGCUGUUGCUCUGCACGCGCGGUUGCCCGCGCCCUCGUGCGCCCUACCCUACCUGCUCCGCGCUGUUGCUCUGCACGCGCGGCUGCCCGCGCCCUCGUGCGCUCUACCCUACCUGCUCCGCGCUGUUGCUCUGCACGCGCGGUUGCCCGCGCCCUCGUGCGCCCUACCCUACCUGCUCCGCGCUGUUGCUCUGCACGCGCGGCUGCCCGCGCCCUCGCUACUAA